This is a messenger RNA of Dioscorea cayenensis subsp. rotundata (Guinea yam), 396 nucleotides long. Its product is annotated as RING-H2 finger protein ATL79-like. The record is from RefSeq and is a predicted model, not a curated record. Gene Ontology annotation, molecular function: transferase activity. The coding region runs from base 1 to 396 and encodes 131 amino acids. NCBI's taxonomy places the organism in Eukaryota, Viridiplantae, Streptophyta, Magnoliopsida, Dioscoreales, Dioscoreaceae. Gene Ontology annotation, biological process: protein ubiquitination. The transcript has a single exon.
AUGGGCUUCAUCUUCAUCCUCAUCCUCUGCGCCAUAGGACUCACCUUCUUGGUUCACGCCGCCAUCCACUUCAUCCUCCGCCGCUACCACCACCACCGCAUGAGCUCAACCAACCUCAAAUCACUACACAACAACGAAGUUUCCAUCACGUCAGCACCACCCACCCUAUUCUUCUCUUCCGAAACCAAGCUCACCGCCGGUGAGGUGGAGUGCGCCAUUUGCCUGGCCGAGUUCAACGCCGGCGAUGGCCUCCGUGUCUUGCCUGCAUGCGGCCAUGGUUUUCACGUUACGUGCAUUGAUGCAUGGCUUUCCACCACGUUAUCUUGUCCCACUUGCCGUGCCAUUGCUCAGCCACCAAACAUUAACAAUGUAUCUGAUGAUCAGUUGCAGAAUUGA